Arabidopsis thaliana (thale cress) is the source of this 1121-nucleotide messenger RNA. RefSeq names its product S phase kinase-associated protein 1 (gene SKP1). The record is from RefSeq and is marked reviewed. The coding region runs from base 197 to 679 and encodes 160 amino acids. Gene Ontology annotation, biological process: protein ubiquitination; jasmonic acid mediated signaling pathway; ubiquitin-dependent protein catabolic process. Gene Ontology annotation, cellular component: nucleus; spindle; phragmoplast. Lineage: Eukaryota; Viridiplantae; Streptophyta; Magnoliopsida; Brassicales; Brassicaceae. The transcript has 2 exons.
AAAAUUUGAAACAAUUUCCUAAUUUCCCUAAACUUGCGACUUUUUAACAAUCGACCGACUUAUCAAAAUUAGGGAUUGUUUUAUAUAUAAAGAGAGACGCAUCUCUUUAUUUCAUUCAUCGCUUCUCCAAAAUUUUCUUCAAAGAACAAAUCUCCCAAAUCUAAAAUCUUUCUCUUCUCUCUUCGUUUCCAUAACCAUGUCUGCGAAGAAGAUUGUGUUGAAGAGUUCCGAUGGUGAAUCUUUCGAGGUUGAGGAGGCGGUGGCUCUCGAGUCACAAACCAUAGCGCAUAUGGUUGAAGACGACUGCGUCGACAACGGAGUCCCUCUUCCUAACGUCACGAGCAAGAUCCUCGCCAAGGUGAUCGAGUAUUGCAAGAGGCACGUCGAGGCUGCUGCCUCUAAGGCCGAGGCCGUCGAGGGUGCUGCUACCUCCGAUGACGAUCUUAAGGCCUGGGACGCUGAUUUUAUGAAGAUCGAUCAAGCUACUCUCUUUGAACUCAUUCUGGCUGCUAAUUACCUGAAUAUCAAGAACUUGCUUGAUCUAACAUGUCAGACAGUUGCGGAUAUGAUCAAAGGAAAGACUCCAGAAGAGAUCCGCACAACGUUCAACAUUAAGAACGACUUCACACCAGAGGAAGAGGAAGAGGUUCGCAGAGAGAACCAAUGGGCUUUUGAAUGAUUGAUCUUCAGAGAGAAGAAUCAAAAGCAGCAAGCAACCAGUUUCUUCUUCCUUAUGUUUAUUGCCGUUUUCAAGUGUUGUUGAUGACUUGCUUUUUAAUAUUCUUCAUGAAUCAUGACUAUCUUCUUCCUCUUCUUUCUUUCUUAUCAAGAACCAAUGUUUCUUACUCUUUGUGGGAUGGAUAAUUUGUGCUUUUAGAUAAUCUUCAAGAGUGAUGUUGGUUUGUCUUACAAAAUAACUUCUUUCAAUUGUCUUGCCAAUCGCCACAGAAUGCUAAUUUGCACGAUUCAUUUUAGGAAUGUUCAUGUGUAAAUAAAAAGAAACUGAAUUUGGCAGAGUCUGCAAGCAGAAUGUGAAGGAUCAUGACGACUACUCAUUGAAACCAAUGGUCACCAGUUAUGCCCUGCUCCUGCUCAUCUACUUACAUAAAUAUCUGCAUCAC